Neocloeon triangulifer is the source of this 1051-nucleotide messenger RNA. RefSeq lists its product as uncharacterized. NCBI's taxonomy places the organism in Eukaryota, Metazoa, Arthropoda, Insecta, Ephemeroptera, Baetidae. The record is from RefSeq and is a predicted model, not a curated record. The coding region runs from base 126 to 860 and encodes 244 amino acids. The transcript is spliced from 4 exons.
AUUAACGUACUGUUAGAUAAUAGUUUUUAAAUUUUAUCUCGUUAAUUAGGCAACUAAGCUAAUAGGUUUGUUUUGGUAUAACAAUGGAUAAUUGUUAGUGUUACCAAGACUGUCAAAAGGCAAAGAUGUUAAAGGCUACGGCCCUGCUUUUAAUAUUCUCAUUUCUGUGCCAAAAUGAAGCUUUUCCAUCAUACUAUAGCUUUAAAGCUGAGGAUAUCGUUGGAGGCAACGUCGUGGAGAAAAUUCACAGUCUCAUAUACUCGGUUGAGGAAAUACAAAUUUUUGAAUUAGCUAAUGCUCCAACGUUCUUUCCGAUCGGCCGAGACUUUUUCGAGCUCAUUGAAUAUCUCCAUUUACUAAACAUUGACAGAUACACCAUUCAAGACAUUCGCGAUUAUGCUUUUAAAGAAGUCCGGGCGAUUCACAAAUUGAUCUACGAACACGAAAUGAAAAUUUCUGAAUUUGUGGAGCUUCUGGCCAACACGGCAUUCCACGUUCGCAGCCGCGACAAUGAGGUGGAAAAACUGGUGCGCGAUCUGCGGGGCAUCGAGGACGCUUCGACUGCACUCAUAAUUGACGUUUGGGGAAUUAUCGUCCGGAUCGAAUCUCUCUCUGAAGAGUUUGCUUUUCGAAUGGAGGAUGCGAUUUUGGCAGUGGACGUUAAAAUUCCAAACGCAUUGGACGAAAUCCGUGAGAGGGUGACCAAUUUGGGACAAUCAUACGUGGACAAAUACGAUGGUUUUGCAAAUUUGAUGGAAAACGUGCAGCAGAAAUUUGGAGAUAUGCUGCAAGCCCUGGUGCUAUACAUUGAUUUGGCCAAGGAGGAGGCAAAGCAUCAAAUUUUGGACAGUAAAAACUAAUUAUAAAAUCAAAGGCGACCAGAAAAAAAUUUGUUUUGACAAUGCUUUGUGAGUACAGCAUAAAAACCACAACAAUAAUUUCCUAUAAUUAAACAGUCGAAUCUCUCUGAUUGUGGUUCGCUGGCGUUAUUAUUCUUAAAUGUACAAAAAAAUUGACCAUAGCUAAAUAAUUUUUUUGCUUCCCAAAAUUG